UAAAUCUCUACUCAAGACUCAAGUUUCUUUGAUUUAUCAAUUGGAAUAUUUUGAAGACCUUCGGUGAAAACCUUCUUUUUAUGAUAUUCAUAAACUUGAUUAUAUUGCACUAUUAAUUUAUUUGUUAUGGUGUGAAAAUAAACAUAACGAUGAGCAACGUUCCGGAAAAUGCACCGAAUCAUUGCCCUGGAACCCAGAGCGAGGAUGCAGGCAAAGCAUCUGCUUGUGCAGGAUGCCCAAACCAGAAUAUUUGCGCAUCAGGUGUCCCAUCAGGCCCAGAUCCAGCCAUAGAGAUAAUAAAGAAUAGACUAUCCAAUGUAAAACAUAAGAUUCUAAUACUAUCGGGCAAGGGUGGUGUUGGGAAGAGCACAGUAACAUCACUGCUUGGACAUGCUUUAGCUGCACGAAACCCAGAUAUCAAUGUGGGUAUACUAGACGCAGAUAUAUGCGGGCCGAGCCAGCCGCGCGUGCUCGGCGUGCGCGGUGAGCAAGUUCACAACUCUGGUUCGGGGUGGUCGCCUGUUUAUGUUAAAGACAACCUUUCGCUUAUGUCUAUCGGAUUCCUUCUCGGCAGUCCGGAUGAUGCUGUGAUAUGGCGAGGACCUAAGAAAAAUGGUAUGAUUAAGCAGUUCCUAAGCGAAGUGGACUGGGGGGACCUCGACUACUUACUGAUUGACACACCUCCAGGCACAUCAGAUGAGCAUCUAUCAUCCGUGCAGUAUCUCACCGCUGCCGGUCUAUCCGGUGCGGUGGUUGUGACAACACCGCAGGAGCUAGCACUAUUGGAUGUGCGUAAAGAGAUACAGUUCUGUAAUAAACUGGGAGUGAAGGUGUUGGGCGUGGUCGAGAAUAUGUCGCUCUUCGUGUGUCCCAAUUGUCAGAGCCGCAGCGAGAUCUUCCCCGCCACGACGGGUGGGGCAGGUCACAUGUGCGCGUCCCUCAACGUGCCCCUGCUGGGCGCUCUGCCCCUGGAGCCGUUACUGGCCCGAGCGUGUGACGCGGGGGAGGACUUCACGGGGCAACUGCCCCACUCCCCCGCUGCGAGGCAACUGGCCGCCAUCGCGGAGAAAAUUGUCGCAGCCUGUGAGAACUCUUAGAGAAUUAAUAAAAUAUGAUCAAAUUUAUAAUGAUUUUAAUGGCCUAGUCAAAUAAGCUUAAAUCAAUGUGCUUACAAAUAAUUUGUAAUAAUUUACAAAUAAAUUAACUAUAUUGUUAUAUUU
Messenger RNA from Colias croceus (clouded yellow), 1220 nucleotides. It is a transcript of the gene Nubp1, whose product is annotated as cytosolic Fe-S cluster assembly factor NUBP1 homolog. Bases 150 to 1097 code for a protein of 315 amino acids. Lineage: Eukaryota; Metazoa; Arthropoda; Insecta; Lepidoptera; Pieridae. The transcript has 9 exons. Gene Ontology annotation, cellular component: cytosol. Gene Ontology annotation, biological process: iron-sulfur cluster assembly. Gene Ontology annotation, molecular function: 4 iron, 4 sulfur cluster binding; ATP binding; ATP-dependent FeS chaperone activity. The record is from RefSeq and is a predicted model, not a curated record.